AACAAAGCGUAAAAAUACAUCGUUUUGUACAGAAUUUCAUAGAAAGCGACUUUUCCUUCGAGUAUCCUCAAAUGUCAAGUAGAAGCGAAGAGUCGUCCGUGCCAGAACUGCCUGUCGAGUCUGCUGGCAGUUCGGUAUCUACUUCACUGCAGAAGGAAUACGAACAGUUGUUAAGAUACGCUGUCGUAACGCCAAAGGUUACAGUACCUAAAACGCAGCCGAAACGUACGAAUUUCAAAGAACACGAGUUCACUACAACUGGGACAAGCAGCGAGUCAUAUGAGCUGGACACACGAGAUUUAGAGAAAGAAGUUACAGUCUUACCUAGUACUCCACCAGUGGCCAGAGUAAACGGACAAUAUUCCAAUAAAAUGAAGUCGAAAACUGAAGAAACCUCUCCUGAACCAAAAGAGAGUGACCAAUCAUACAGCUCAAGUGAAGCAAGCACUCCAAAUGGCAGCAUGGUCAGUACUUCAGAGAAUUCUCCUGUCGUUGAUGCAGAUCUUGUGAGGAUGGAAUCACAAUUGGACUCCUGGUGCAAGGAUAUGAAAUCAAAUAUUUUGGCAGAGUUUAUGCAAUGUAAGAUGGCCCUUCAAGGACGUCACAAACAAGAUCUUCUUAUGAAACAACAAAGGCAUGCGACUGAACUGAACAAGAAGCAAAACGAGUUGGAGAGCUUGAAAGAACUGCUGUACACUUACGAGAAGACGAUAGAACACAAAGACAACAUAAUUGCAAACAUGACUAAAGCUAUUCAAAAACAGAAAGACAGAUUUUACCUACUUCGAAGAUUUAACACUUGGAAAAUCAAACAUGUCGACGAGAAGAAGGAGGCAUUCGGGACAAACCUUGCGAAGAAGCACCAUAAUCACGUGAUUAAGGGUAAAAUCUGGAGUGCUUGGCGUUCAAUCGUCGAAACGCGAUGGAAACAAAAAGUGGAGAAAGCCUGCCAGUCAAAAGCACAAGAUGUAUGUUUAAAGUUAACCAACGAUUACGAGGCAAAACUAUUUGAGGCAAACAAAGCGCUUGAUUCCGCGAGACUGGAAGUAAACCGACUUCGCGCUGAGGAAAUCUAUGAAGAGACAAUGAAGAAAGCCUUUAUGAGGGGAGUCUGUGCUUUAAAUCUGGAAGCAAUGCACAUGUUUCGAGAGCCCGAGGAUGAGGAUGCACCUGGAGAGUCAUGUAACAAUCAACAAAGGAAUCCUUGUGCAUUGAUUGGUUCAGGAAAUGAAAUGAUCCCGCGAACUCAGCCUCCCAAGUCAACAACCUCAACCGUAACACAGGCCCAUGCAGGCAAUACUUCAUGCGCUCCGCAUACCAACAUGGCAAAUACCAUAUUUACCGCUGGACAACAGGGUCGCACAAUCAAUGUCAAAGCUGUCGGUCGGGCUGAUUUCAAGAGAGAUUUGAAGGCUGCAAUUCCCGGCUCAGGUCCUCCCGGGGCUAAUAGCGUCAGUUCGGUAUUAGUGCAAAGACAUUCUGGUGCCGAUGCUAUCUCGUCGAAAACGAUACGCCAUCCACAGUCGUCUCAGAAUACCACUGCGAAGACAACACGAUCGAAAUCUGGCGGAACGUCUGCUGUAAGAAUCGAUCCCACUCCCCCCGUCAAAGUGGUACAUUAGCCAAUCGGUUAUUCUCAUUUAUACUACAUAAACCGAGGUUUUAUGACAUGUUCCCUCUAACUAUGAGGAGAUUUCACAAACGUUUUUGACCGACACGUUUAUCCGUGAACGAGUAGUGAUGUUUUGGAAACUCUUCCUUGAGGAAUUUUGUUUCAGUUAUUAUCAAGACGCGUGUAGCGAUGUGGCGGUCAUUCAAAGAAAACCCUUACCAUUGUCUACAUUGAAUGUUGUUCAGAUGCUGCUUACAGGAAGUACUAUGCUGAUUAGCGUGAGUGCGUAAGGCACGUAAAUCUUGACUUUUCUGAUGAAGUGCGCAUGCGCAAUUACAUGCAACUCGAUAAUUAUGCCUCUGUAUGACACUCGGAAAGUAUAAAUCAAUAUUACGUAUACAUUUGUUAUGACGAUGACGGGCUCUCAUAACAAUAAACUUCAUCAACAAA
Messenger RNA from Xenia sp. Carnegie-2017, 2062 nucleotides. Its product is annotated as centrosomal protein POC5-like. Gene Ontology annotation, cellular component: centrosome. The record is from RefSeq and is a predicted model, not a curated record. NCBI's taxonomy places the organism in Eukaryota, Metazoa, Cnidaria, Anthozoa, Malacalcyonacea, Xeniidae.